Triticum dicoccoides is the source of this 2004-nucleotide messenger RNA. RefSeq lists its product as uncharacterized. The transcript is spliced from 3 exons. The coding region runs from base 403 to 1638 and encodes 411 amino acids. Gene Ontology annotation, biological process: regulation of DNA-templated transcription. The record is from RefSeq and is a predicted model, not a curated record. Lineage: Eukaryota; Viridiplantae; Streptophyta; Magnoliopsida; Poales; Poaceae. Gene Ontology annotation, molecular function: transcription cis-regulatory region binding; DNA-binding transcription factor activity. Gene Ontology annotation, cellular component: nucleus.
CAGCCCCAGAACACCUGCUCAGGCAAAGCCGGCGACUCCCUCCCCCCUCUCACACGCCCGCGACGCCUGAAUCGACCAUGAACUUGGUACUGGGACCAGUCCACAUUCCUACCCCUCGGCCGGCUAUAAUUACCCCCAGGCCACCGCCCGCGCGCGCGCAUUCCCGGUCUCACACACACCCGCCAGCAGAGAGGGGUACCGCCGUGCCCUACCGGGGGGAGGGGAGGCGGAGGCCGCCGCGGAGAGCCGCACGGGACUAAGCUGCGACGCUCGACGAUCCCAUCCUCUCCGGGGAGCUCCUCGAUCGGGAGCUGUUCGAGCGAUCAAGCCCUCCCUUGCAUUCCCUGAGCAAUCCGAAACUGCACCCCCGGGUUCACGAGACAGGAACUCGAGCCUCCAGAUAUGGCACCACGAGGAAGAUCUCCGAAGCAUGUGUGCAACAAGUGCUAUAAGAACUUUCCUUCAGGGAGGGCUCUUGGAGGCCACAUGUCACUCCACUGGCGCAAAGUGAAGCAGCCAAAGGGAACACCAAGCCCUCCUGCCACUGUUGUCGACUUGAAUGUGUCGCUGCUGAGUCCAAGUGAUGAGGAGAUUUUGCUGUGGUUCUCAGGAACACAAUGCCAGCUGUGCUCAAAGGUGUUCUCUGCCUGCGAUUCUCUGAGGAAGCACAUGAGAGAGCAUGGGGAGAAGAACGUCCUGAGUAAGCCCGUCGAAGAAGCAGCUGGGCUGAUGGAAGCUCGGGCCAUUGCUGGUGGUGGCUGCAAUGUCCUGUUAUCCCCUGUGAAGCGCAAGCGGUCAAAGAGGGGGGCACCACCACUCAAGUUUAAUGAGAUGGAUGCUGCAGCCUCUCUCCUGCUGCUUUCAGAGCAUUCUAGCAAGAUUUCAGCUAAUGAAGAUUGCUAUACAGAAGUUAUGGACAGUUUGCCCCCCAAUGUGUCGAAGGAUGUGAAGCUGAAUGCUUUUGGUCAUCAACUGGUUCGAUCUGCUGAGUUCAAGAAGCCGAAAGGUUGCAAGUGUUCAUCUUAUGAUAUUUGCUAUGGGCAAUGUGUUAUGGACACCAACUUGAUCCCCAAUGUUGCCAAGGAAAAAACUUUGAUCCCUAACAUUGCCAAGAAUUCAGCUUGUGAGGAUUGCUUUGGACAAUGUGAGAAGGACAGCAGCUUGAUCCCCAAUGUUGACAAGAAGGAAAGAAGUUUGAUCGCCAAUAUUCCUGAGAAGGACAACACCUUGAUCUCCAUUGUUCUUGAGGAGGUAGAGCUGAAUGUGCUUGAUCAUGUGCUGGCUGGAGAUGCUGAGCUUAGGAAGAAGCAAAGAACUGACAAUUCAGUUGAGAUGAAGUGUGCUGAUCUUUCAGCUGCAGUGAAGGUCAAGAGGCACCAGUGUAAUGCCUGUGGGAAGUCAUUUGGGUCAGGGUCAGCGUUGGGAGGCCACAUGAGGUGGCACCUUCCUAGAUCCAAUGAUCGCCGUCAUGGGUUCGCCGAAAGCCCUGAUUCUGUUGUGAUGAAAGAGCAAAAGCAGAAGCUUGAAUUGGGCGCCAAGUUUCUUGAUCUCCGACUUCCAGGUCUCACUGACAUCACUAUUUUCUCGGGCUUGAAAUCUGAACCUGAGCCGUGGCGUGUUGCAAGCAGUGUUCACUGAGCCAAUGCCGAUGCACACAGUCAUCUGAACUGCUACAGUCCCUUCACUUUUGUGUAUAGUCAAUCAGCCUGAUAGCAAAACUUCCAAUUUGUCCAUUUGUAAAUAGUCACAAGCUUUGCACUGAUCCUUCUCUUGACCGGCAAAUUUUCAUGGCAGUAAAGGCCAAGGAUCUUAUGCAGUUGCUUGGUUGCUGCACAGUACAGCACCUUUGCUCAGUUGAAUGCACAAGCAUGAGAUUGUGUCAUUCAGCACUAACUAAUGAUCUGGAGUUGCCUAACUGCCAUAUACUCUCUCCUUGCACACAUUUGUUUCUGUAAAUGUUCAUAUCUUGAAAUGGUUCUGCAAUAAAAGAGAAGCUGGUCAGAA